AAAACUUCAAAGUUAGGUACAUUCGGAGUUCCUGUUUUGAAAAUCAGUCGCUAAUUUAUGGAAAAGAAAAUUUGGUACUUUCGUACUGUUGUUACAUAUUGAUUGGCUAACAAUUUCUCAAGUAUAAUGCCUGAGUUUAAUCUUAAGGAUUCUAUAAUAACUUCAUUGAACGCUCAAGAGCCAUGGCCGAACGACGUGAAACUGUUCCAGCCGUACGAAGUGGAGCAAAUCCUUCUGCCAGACAAUGCGAGUUGUCUCGCCGUCCAGGCUUUCUUGAAGAUGUGCAACCUCCCUUUCGAAGUGGAGAUGCGUUGGAAUGCGGAAUUCAUGUCACCCUCGGGCCGCGUCCCCUUCAUCAAGUGCGGAGCGUUCGUGGUGUCGGAGUUGGAGCCAAUUGUGCAGUUCGCCGCUAACAAGGGAGUCUCGCUUUGUGGAAGACUGUCCACGGAGGAGAAGGCUGAAAUGAGGGCUUACAUGAGCUUGAUUACGAAUGUUUUGGUUAAUGCUGAGCUGUACAUAUCCUGGAUAGACGAAGACACAUUCAACGCUGUGACCAAAGUGCGCAACUCGUCGGUGUACCCCUGGCCUUUAGGCUGGUUGCAGACUAGGAGCAAGAGGAACGCAGUAGCGAAACGUUUGAAAGCAUUGCAUUGGCAUGACAAGACGUUGGAUCAAGUUUUAGCUGAUGUGGAGCAAUGCUGUAAUUCAUUGAGCCAAAGACUCGGUGACAGAGACUUCUUCUUCGGAACUCCUACACCUCUAGACGCGCUAGUCUAUGGUCACACGCGAGCUAUACUCUCUGCCAAUGGACCCAAAGCGGCUCUGAUGAUAAAACCUAUCACUAGUUCUCUAUUGAGACACAUUUUAAGAAUGAAGAACUUGACAAAGAUGGAGUUGACGUCCCACAGAACUGGACGCCCUUGUGUUCGGCCACGUGUUCACCAUCAUUACCACCCGCCUGCCUUGCAGAAAGUUAGCAGAAGUUGUGAGAAGGCACGAGACUUUGGUAGCUUUGGCCAAACGGGUGGACGAGCAGUACUUCAAGAGGCCAUAGCGCGAGGUUUUCAAGGACAUUUCAACUGUGUUCAAAAGGCCUUGAAAGUACCCUCAACUAACAAUUUUAAACUUAUAACUUGUCCUUCAACUAAUUGCUUCUUGUUAUAAAAUGUAACUUGAUCUGUGUGACAGCAGGAUGGAACGAUAACAGUGACGUAGGUGCGAAAAGGACAGUAAGACUAUGUAAUGUAUACAAUUGACAUCUGUCAUAGAGAUCAAGCCAAUAUAAAAUGGACUCUUUUUAGAUUUCUGUAAAUAAGCCGUAGUUCACUUCACUUUAAUUUAGUGUGGUGUUUGAAUUGGAUCGUUCGUUGAAUUAUUGUUGACAUUGUAAUUCUAAAUUAAUAUUUCUUUUUCUCGAAUUGAACGGUCAUGGACACAAAUACUUAGGUCUAGUUUGAAUUAAUUUUUCUAAAGUCAAAAUUUGUCAUAAAUUAUUCCAAUAUCUAUUAUCAAUUACUGGUAGGUAUAAUGUGUUCCAUUUUUGAAGUAUGUUUUAAUUUACGUAGUGACAAUUCUAUUGUAUUUAGAAGUUCUUCAACUUGCAAUCUCUUUAGGAAUAACAUAGAUUUCUGUAACUAAAUCCAGGGUCGGGUAUAUUACAGAUGGAAAUAACAGUUUACUUUCAUUUUGUCUAGUUUUAUAUGGGUCUCUUGGGCAGACAUAAGGGUUUGGAAUACCGGUAAAGUUUUUAACGGUACCGGACUUAUACCGGUACCAUACGUUUUAUUAUACCCGAACAACUUUAGGUUAGGAUUUCUCAAAGUACUUAUACCCUGAGUUUAGGUGUAGUUUUAAAAAGUAUAAAUCAUAAAGUUAGUGUAGACUAUAAAGGUAGCUUUUAGAUUUGUUAUGUACCUAUUGUAAUUUGGCAUAAUAAUGUGUUGUAUCAUUGUAACAUAGAUAAGAAAUAUAUCAGCACAAGUUGAACCUGUUUUUAAAACUAAUUUUUAUUAAAACUAGUCUAACACCAAUAUUUGUAUGAGAAAAUUUUGUAGGUACUCUGUAACUUAGUUAUUUUUUAAAUUCGAAUGUUUUUUUUUAAUGUAAGGAUUAAUGUUAAGAUGUUUUGUUAAAUUUAGAUAUUAUAAUUUCGUUAUUGACGAAAGUCUUGUUUUUAUCAAGAUAAUAUCUGCAUUUUUUAAGUAUUUUAUGCAUUUGCGUGUUAUGUUUGUGUGCUUGCAUUAUAUUAUU
Molecule: messenger RNA, 2250 nt
Organism: Amyelois transitella
Lineage: Eukaryota; Metazoa; Arthropoda; Insecta; Lepidoptera; Pyralidae
Product: metaxin-2
Exons: 7
Coding region: 127-1164 (345 amino acids)
Biological process (GO): mitochondrion organization
Cellular component (GO): SAM complex
Source: RefSeq, a predicted model, not a curated record